Molecule: messenger RNA, 1128 nt
Organism: Chironomus riparius
Lineage: Eukaryota; Metazoa; Arthropoda; Insecta; Diptera; Chironomidae
Source: the annotation of a GenBank genome assembly
AGAAACUUUCGGUUGUUAUGAUGAAAAUGUGACGUCAUUUAUUGUUUUGCCCGAGAUAUUUUUGAAAUAUUCUAGAUUUAAAAUUAAAUUAAUUGAUUCGCCCAAUAUAAGUGUAUUAAAAAUGGAUUGGAGGAAAUUCUUUGGCUCAGAAAGUGAUGAUAAAGACAGGAAACGCAGUGAUAAAUUUAAUUUCAAAAAGUUCGACGAUCAAGAUGAUGACGAUGAGUGGUUUGAUUUAGAGACAUUUUUCAAUGACUUUCAAGACAACAAAUUUCGUUUUCAUGGCUUUCCAAAUAGCAUAUUAAAGCAAUUUAAAACAAUAAUUGAUGCAAUGGAGGAUAUUGAGGUCGAUGAUCAGCACAUCAAGGAGAAAAACCUCCAGAAAUUCUAUGAUAAUUACAGUCAAUUCAAGCAAAAGAGUGAUCAGGAUUUAGACGGCAAGAUUUAUGUAGAUCAAUUGGAUACAUUAUUAAAAAGAAUUAAUCCUGAAUUAAUGUUAAAGGAUGAUAAGAAGAAGAUUGAUAGUGACUUAAAGAAUGUUCAGAUUAUAAGAAAAUUGACUGAUGAAGAGAAAAUUAUGGAUAUAAUACAUGGUACGUACAAAGAGCCAGUAAUUCCUGUGAAGCCGAGAAAACGUCAUAUACAUAAAGCACCUCUAUCUCCCCAUCAUUUCUCAGCUUUACCACCUUUCCAUGAAUUUCCUCCACCAUCUAAUAAUAAUCAGCAUCAAGGACAUUCAAGGUCUUGGGGUAAAACAGUCAUUUCAAUUAGAAAUUCAGAUGGAUCGUCAGAAACAAGGAAAGUCGAAAGAACAAGUGAUGGCAAUACACGAACUACAAUUACAAAAAUGGAUGCUGGUGGAAAUUCAUCGACCAAAUCGUUUGUUGGCGACGAAAAAAUUACAAAUUUUAAUCAAUCGACUCAUGUUGUUACUUCAUCAAAAUAUGAUGAAAGGAAUCUUAUUAGCUAUGAUGGAUAUAAAAUUCCAUGUUUGUGGUGAACUUUGCUGCUGCUUUAGUUUUCUUUUCAGACCCUUGUAAUUCAAUGAAUUGAUGUGAUAAGAAAAAAAUUAGGAGAAAUCAAUAAAAACUUAAUCAAAUUAUUUUAGUCCUUACAAUCAGAAAAAAA